AUGGGGCACUGGCCGUGCCGUGUCGCGUAUCCCCCGUGUUCCCGGAGGUGGUACUUACCGUACCGGACAUCGUACGUUUGGGAACAUGUGUCGUGGAGGUCUUAUGUUUGCUCCUACCAAGAAAUGGCGUCGCGGCAUAGGGCAGUGAAUGUUUCACAGAAACGCCAUGCUGUGGUUUUGCCUAUUGCAGCAGCUGUUGUGCCUUCACUCGUAAUUGCCUGUGGACAUCGUAUUGAGGAGGUUCUUGAGUUGCCUCUGGUUGUUUCUGAUUCUACUGAGGCGCUGGAGAAAACAAACGCUACUAUUAAAGUCCUUAAGCAAAUUGGAGCUUAUCCCGAUGCUAAGAAGGCUAAGGAUAGUCUUGGCAUUCGUGCUGGAAAGGGUAAAAUGUGCAACCGCCGCUACAUUUCCAGGAAAGGCCCUCUGAUUGUGUACGAUACUGAGGGUGCAAAGCUACUGAAGGCAUUCCGUAACAUCACUGGUGUUGAGGUUGCUCAUGUAUCCCAACUUAAUCUUCUUAAAUUGGCUCCUGGAGGUCAUCUUGGGAGGUUCAUCAUCUGGACCAAGUCCGCUUUUGAGAAAUUGGACGAGAUUUAUGGAACUUUCGACAAACCAUCUGAGAAGAAGAAUGGAUACGUGUUGCCGAGGGCCAAGAUGGUAAAUGCUGAUCUGGCUAGGAUCAUUAACUCUGAUGAAGUGCAGUCUAUCGUGAAGCCAAUCAAGAAGGAGAUCAAGAUGGCUCCAUUGAAGAAGAACUCGCUGAAGACCCUGAAUGUCAUGCUGAAGCUUAACCCAUAUGCUAAGGCUGCAAGCAGGAUGACACUCUUGGCUGAAGCACAGCGUGUUAAGGCUAAGCAGGAGAAGCUUGACAAGAAGAGAAAGCAAAUCACCAAGGAAGAGGCUUCUGCAAUUAAAGCCCCGAGUAAGUCAUGGUACAAGACUAUGAUCUCAGAUAGCGAUUACACAGAAUUUGAGAACUUCUCAAAGUGGGUGGGCAUCUCCCAGUGA
Molecule: messenger RNA, 1008 nt
Organism: Fraxinus pennsylvanica
Lineage: Eukaryota; Viridiplantae; Streptophyta; Magnoliopsida; Lamiales; Oleaceae
Source: the annotation of a GenBank genome assembly